This is a messenger RNA of Vigna unguiculata (cowpea), 2829 nucleotides long. RefSeq names its product ankyrin repeat domain-containing protein, chloroplastic-like. Gene Ontology annotation, molecular function: protein binding. The record is from RefSeq and is a predicted model, not a curated record. Lineage: Eukaryota; Viridiplantae; Streptophyta; Magnoliopsida; Fabales; Fabaceae.
UGGUUAAAUCAUAUGAGAAUAAAGAAAAAGAAAAAAAGGAAUAAAAAUGGUUGCCAUGUUUUUUUCUUCAAUGUGAUUCAAAAUUUGAGGUUCGAACUCAAGAAGUAUAUAUAAAUCCAAUGUUAUGGUUGAUGAUUGAGAAAUGGCAUACCAAGCAUAUGAUAUAUCCAAUGAAAUUUGGUACAGAAUCAUCAACACCUAUUUGAUUUUUUCUGAUUUUAAGGAUUUUGUUUAGAUCCAAUGUUGUUUGUUGUUUUAUCCUAGUAUUUGCAGCAGUAGCAUAGGAACCGGAAAUGGAAGCCGCCAUGUUCAACUUUUCCACUGUUUUGUUCAAUGCUCAACCUCACAAUCUCUUCUCUCACCAUAUCAAUUUUCCUUUAGCCAUCUCUCCCCUCCGGUUCCAAUCUCUACAAUCCCUUCAAUUUCCCGCCAAAUGGAAUGCCCACUCCCAAAAGAACCGCAACUACGUCAUCUUCGAAGACGGCAUAUUCGAAAACGGCGCCGUUUUCCUAAACGACAACAACAACCCCAAACCUAAAACGGGUUCAGGGAAGAAAGUAACGCCGAUUAACCGCGAGAAUUUGGUUCCGGACAAGUGGAGAGAGGCUCAGGCGGAGACGAAAAUCACCAUUAACAAACGGCGCAAGAAGAAGAAUCGAAGAGGGGUGGUUCCAUUCAGUGGUGCCGAGAAAAUUAGGUUCAACGGAACGGUGGAGAAGAAGAGAAAGGAAAAUGGAAAAGUGUCGUCGAGUCCCUACAGGGAUGUGAAUUGGAACGAGUACAAGGCUUCUAAGAAGGAAAUAUUGAAAAAGCUGAAUCCUCUGGUUCUCAAAAACCCUUCUAGAUUUCCCGUCGAUGAGAAGGUUCCAGGACCUGACUUCAAUGGUGAGCGUGUAGAGCCUAAGAAUCCGAGAGGGGUUGUUCAGGGGAAGAGUUUGGAGGAUGUCUUACAGUUUUUCAGUAGUGGGAGCUACAACCCUCGAGCUAACACAACCCGUGACGGUUGUCGGAAUUUGUUUGUUAUUAGUAAGGAGGAGAUGUUCUUGUUGAACAAGCGAAUGCCGGACUUGGCUACUGCUACUUCAGGUAAAUGGCUUCCUCUGCAUACAUUUGCUGCAUGUGGAGAAUCUUUCCUUUUAGAUUCUUUGUUGAAGCAUAAUGUUGAUAUCAAUGCAGUUGAUAAGGAUGGUUUGACUGUCCUUCACAAGGCCAUUGGCAAAAAGCAGGCCAUAACCAACUAUCUUCUGAGAAACUCAGCUAACCCUUUUGUAAAGGAUAAAGAGGGGGCCACCUUGAUGCACUAUGCUGUACAAACAGGUUCUACCGAGACAAUUGAGUUACUCUUAUUCUAUAAUGUGGAUAUAAAUCUUCAGGACAAGGAUGGCUGGACACCAUUACAUCUUGCAGUUCAAACUCAGAAACCCAAUGUAGUGAGGCUUCUGCUGCUUAAAGGUGCAGAUAAGACAUUAAGAAACAAGGAUGGUUUAACUCCACUUGACCUUUGUCUUUACUCGGGUCAAAGUUUCCAAACGUAUGUGAUAAUUAAGUUGUUAAAGCAACCUCAGGAGUAUCUUUGAUAUGUAUGACAAAUGGCGUCUCUCUACCCAUUUUGUCCGUGGUUAAAUCUAUUUGCCUUUUCAUACUGAUCAAGUAAGAAGGAUUUUAAUCCACCGGUGUUUCCAUUAUUACUUUCUGUCAUUGAUUCUUGCGAUAUUGGAACUGAAUGUGUAAAUGAGUUGAUAGAGAUUAAGACCUCCAGUCGAAGUGAUGUGACUUAACGAGGCAAUCACAUUUUGUUGUCAUUUUGUGUUCAAAUUUCAACAGACGCCAAAAGCAGUCAAUUGUGGUUGAAUUCCAUGCCAGGGACUUGGGCAGCUACUUUUGGAAACGCUAACUGCAGUGUAAAUCAAUCAGAUAUGAAUUUGAUCGGUACUUGGUAUUGUACUAUGCCUUUUCUACUUUGUGUCACUGCCUAUUAUAAGGAGAUAAAAGUAGAAGAAAAAAUAUAUAUGCAUACUGCGUUUUGAGGUCGAUAGUGUACAGAAACAAAUGCCUCAUACACUAUAUUAUCCUGAGCUCUGGUUCUGGUAGUGAUAUUAUUUGAAGUUAAUGAUUAUCUUAUCUGUGCCAAAAUAAUGUGUUGUUACCCGGUUUGUGAUUAUUCAAUAGAAAAAAAUAGGUAAGGAUAAUCAAUUCCACAGAAGGAGUAGAUCAUGGAUGGAAGUUGCAUCAUCAUAUUCUGAUUUGUUCUGGAUGAUGACUAAAUUUAUUAUAGCAAGAUUUCAUUCAUGUUGUCUUAGCUGAUAUCAUUCUUCAUCCUGUCAGUGAAACUAAAUAUAACAGAACCUUGAAUCUCCAUCAUUGACAUUUUUUUUCUUAUGAAUUAAUUUAAAUUCACUAACACUUUAGUUCGAGAAUCUUUAUCAUCUAAUCUUGUGUGCUAUGGAUGAUAAAAUUGUUGGCUUCUUUGAACACUUAAACAAUUUGAAGGUGAUUUUAAACUGGCUGGUAGUGAAAAUCUUUACAUUGAUUAUUUGAUUAAACUCGUUUUUAUUUGAUUAGUCCCACUGCUGGCUUUCAUUGUUUAAUGUCUAAGGUGUUUGAUGGAUUCGAAGCUUUCGGUCAUGUUCUCUGCCUCUGCAAUCAUCCCUACAGUGGUUUUUGCCAAACAUCAACCAUAGGUUUUGUAGAUAGUGGAUUGAGCUAGACUUUAUGUACAUAUAGUUAUCUUUCUUUAAAGUAGCUUUAAAAGUUCUGAUGAUUAUGACUAAGACCUUAUGUACGUAUAAUUAUUUUUUUCUUUAAUUUCAAAAAUUCUGAUUUAGUUGA